UUCAUGGAUACGCGCAUGCGUAUUCAUGUGGUGGACAACAACGUAGCGACUGCUGAGUUGAAAUGUUUGUCCACCUAGUCUGUCAUAAUGCGGCCUUUGUUGUUUGUGAACGUAUAACGUUAGUGCAUUAAAAAUAUUCUUUCUUCACAUUUAAAUUACUUGAUAUGCUAUGAAGCUAACACGGAAACUGGUUCUCGCUAAGGCUAAGGCCUCCGACUUGGAAAGCGUGAAGAAACUGAACUGUUGGGGAUGCAACCUGACUGAUAUUUCUAUCUUCUCUCAAAUGGCCAACAUUGAGGUGCUGACGCUUAGUGUCAACAGCAUCUCGUCUCUCUCUCCUCUGGCUGGCUGUCUGUCUCUGUGUGAGCUCUACCUGAGGAGGAACAAGAUUCCCUCACUCUCUGAGCUCUCUCAUCUGCGUCCACUGACGCGUCUCAGAGUGCUGUGGUUGGCUGAGAAUCCCUGUUGUGGAACUGACUCCAGCCAGUAUCGCCUUACUGUACUGCGCUGCCUGCCUCGCCUCCAGAAGCUCGACAACCAAGUAGUGACAGAGGAUGAGAUUGCACUUGCUCUCAUGGAGGGUGAAGAGGUCACCACCCCCCCAGGCAGUGUCCAAAACCAGCUGUCCACCAACGGACUUCCAGAUGCAGAGACAGAGAAUGACCCGCUUAACUACAACAUGGAGGAGACCAACAAAAUCAGGGAAGAGUUGGGGAUGAAGCUCCUCUCCAGAGACAAGUUUCCCUCUCUUUCUUCUCCGUCAACCAGAGAAAACAAACCAUCAAUGAAAAAGACGCACGCUCUCGAUGCAGUUCUGCUACUGCUGAGGGAUUUGGAUGAAGAGGAGCUUCGUGUUGUAUACACAGCUACCCAAAACAGACUCCAGACUUGCACACUGGACUCAGAAACACUAAACGAUUCACUGCAGACACAGAAAACUGCAGAACACUGAACUGUUUCAUAGCCUGCACUCAGGGCCAAACCUCUCACUCCUGUUUCCAUGUUUAACCCAAACCUCCAUGCAAAAACACCCCCUUUUUUACCUGUUACCUUCUGAUUGCAAUAUGCAUGAUGUGUGAUGUAAUUUCACUGACCUCCCUUUUGUCUCACAGUUUUCACAUGUUGAGCAAUACUGAAUAAUUUCCUCGGCUUGCUUGCUUUUUAAAGUUUUUUUUAUUAGCAGCAUGCCUACCUGCCUUGUAAGAACAAAAGAAUGUAUGUUUUGCUAAAUGUAAAUCUAUUUCUGUAAUUAAAUAGAUGAAAUUGCAAUACA
This is a messenger RNA of Siniperca chuatsi (mandarin fish), 1273 nucleotides long. RefSeq names its product cilia and flagella associated protein 410 (gene cfap410). NCBI's taxonomy places the organism in Eukaryota, Metazoa, Chordata, Actinopteri, Centrarchiformes, Sinipercidae. Gene Ontology annotation, biological process: cytoskeleton organization; mRNA splicing, via spliceosome. The transcript is spliced from 7 exons. The record is from RefSeq and is a predicted model, not a curated record. Bases 170 to 952 code for a protein of 260 amino acids. Gene Ontology annotation, molecular function: protein binding. Gene Ontology annotation, cellular component: U4/U6 x U5 tri-snRNP complex.